AUGAACAAAACAUUUACACCAAAUAGCUUCGUUACCACUGAACGUGGCAGUCGACUCAGGGCAAGUGAUCCAAUUAGAAUAGAUGAUAAUGUUAGUUCAAUAUUACACGAAAUGCACCAAUUUCGGACUGAAAUAAUUAGUCGCUUAGAAAGCCAAAUGAUUGCCUAUGAACAAUUGCAGGGUCGUUUUCAGAAAACGGAAACAGAAUUAAUGGAAUUAAAAAAGUGCAUAGAAGCGAAAAACUCAGAGGAAGUUGAGUGUCUAAAGAAUCAAAUAAACAUUCUUAAACUGAAAAAUGAACAUCUGGAAUCAUGUUUAAAUAACAUCAAAACAUCGGAGGUAAAAACAUGCAUUAAUAAUAGGGUAGAAACAUCGUAUGCAAAAGUAUUAUCACGAGACAAAGCGGAGGUAGUUGUGCCAUCGCAACAAGGUGGGGCCUCAAAACAAGCGAUCUUACCUGAGAAUGUUCAGAUAUUGAAUAAGGACUCUUCAAAAAUAACAGAAAAUAAAAGCAAGGAAGUAAACAGAAAUGAUUGGAUAGAAGUAAAGAAGAGGAAAUAUAAAUAUUCAAAAAAUGAAGUUAAAAAAGGAGACAAUACCAGAAUGUGUGAAAUUCAAGGAAUGGAAAAGAAAAAAUUUAUUCAUGUGUGGCGACUAGAAAAAAAUACUACAAUUGAAAAUAUGGAGAAUCAUCUACAAAAGAUAUGCGGUGAAGUAUCAUUUAAAAAUGAGAAAUUAAAACCAAAAACGGAAAGAGAUUAUUCAUCAUUUAUGAUUGGUGUCCCAGAGAGUAUGUAUGAUAAAGUAUGCAGACCAGAUGUGUGGCCACUUAAUGUCGAAUUUAGCGAAUGGGUGUGGUUUCGAAAAACCAAUGCCAAACCGAAAUAAAAUAAAGAAAAUCUUUGGCAAUUUUUUACCAAAAUGUAAGAGGACUUCGGACUAAACUAGAAGAGUUUUACAUUAAUAUAUUGGCUUCAAAUUCUGAUUU
This is a messenger RNA of Diatraea saccharalis (sugarcane borer), 988 nucleotides long. The record is from the annotation of a GenBank genome assembly. Lineage: Eukaryota; Metazoa; Arthropoda; Insecta; Lepidoptera; Crambidae.